AUGGCGGAGUGCGGGCGGAAGGCGCUGUCUCUCCUGGAAGCGGCCCGCUCCCGGUACGAGAGCCUGCAGAUAUCCGACGACGUGUUCGGCGAGUCCGGGGACGACAGCAGCGACAACCCCUUCUACAGCACCUCCGGAGACUCCGACUCCGACAACUACAUAGCCGAGGUAGGCGAGGAGGAGCAGCAGCAGCAGCCGAAGCACCACCACCAAAAGCGGAGCGACAAGGAGAGCGGGCACAGCUGGGGGGCAGGAGGUGGCAGCGGCGGCGGGAGCAGCGGGGCCGGUCCCCCGGGCGCCCUGUCCCGCAGCCAGGCGGAGGAGGAGGGCUGGACGGAGGCUCUGCAGGAUGUCACCGUGCCGCUGUACAAAGAGACAUAUGGCCCGGCUCAGAAGAUGUCAGCCACCGCCACAGCCUUGGACUUCUUCCAGCUCUUCGUCCCGGACAAUUGCAUCCAAAACAUGGUCGUCCAGACUAACAUGUAUGCCAAGAAGUUCCAGGAGCGCUUUGGCUCUGACGAAGGCUGGCGUCCGGUCACAGCCCAGGAGAUCAAGGCCUUUCUGGGCUUUGUCACCUCGACCAGUGUGCACCGCUGCGAGUCGGUGCUCAGCAUCUGGAGCUCGGGCUUCUUCAGCAACCGGAGCAUCGCCCUCAAAAUGAGCCAGUCACGCUUCGAGAAGAUCCUCAAGUACUUCCACAUCGUGGCUUUCCGGCCGUCACAGGGGAGCAACCAGGGCCUGUACAAGAUCCAGCCCUUCCUGGACUCGCUGCAGCAGUCGUUCAGCUGCACUUUCAGACCUUCACAGACGCAGGUUCUCCACGAGCCGCUGAUCGACGAGGAUCCAGUGUUCAUCACCACCUGUACGGAGAGAGAGCUGAGGAAGAGGAAGAAGAGGAAGUUCAGCCUCUGGGUUCGACAGUGCACCUCCACGGGAUUCAUCUGCCAGAUCUCCGUCCAUCUGAAGGAGGGUCAGGGCACAGACGGUCUGGCCACCCUGAAGAACAAGCCUCAGCUCCACAGCCUCGUGGCCAAGCAGCUCUGCCAGAACAUCUCUGGCAAGAACACCAUCAUCUUCACCGGGCCGUCCAUCACGAGCCUCAGCCUCUUCUCCGAAUUCAGCAAACAAGAUAUCUACUGUUGCGGCCUGCUGAGCACCAGGAAGAGCGACUGUACAGGCCUGCCUCAGAACAUGCUGGUCUGCGGCUCCACGCCGGCGCAGCGCGGCCAGUCGCGAGUAAUGAUGAAAGGCAGCAUGUCGCUGAUCAGCUGGUACAACAAGGGACACUUCAGGUUCCUCAGCAACGCUUACUCCCCGACAAAACAAGGUAUGAUCAUUAAGAGGAAAAGUGGGGAGAUCCCGUGUCCCUUGGCCGUCGAGGCUUUUGCGGCGCACCUCAGCUACAUCUGCAAAUACGACGACAAGUACAGCAAGUACUUUAUUUUCCACAAGCCCAACAAGACCUGGCAGCAGGUGUUCUGGUUGAGCAUCAGCAUCGCCAUCAAUAACGCGUACAUCCUCUACAAGAUGUCUGACGCCUACACGGUUAAACGCUACAGCCGAGCGCAGUUCGGAGAAAGACUGGUCAGAGAGCUGCUGGAUUUAGACGACUGCUCUCCCACACAGUGAGGAGGAGGAGGAGGACAGCAGGAGCGCACAGAAGAAGAAAAAACACACACAAACACAAACACAAACACAAUCCCCCACACGUACAUUCACACUCUUCAUUACGGUUGUACAGACUCCGCGGUCUGUGUCGAUGUGAUGAUACUGAAGCAAUGCCAAGCCUGUGUCUCUCUUCCUCUGGUUGUUUUCUGUGGUACUGUAAAUAUUCCCUCACAUAUGACUGCACACUACACAGUAGAGAAUCAUGAGCCAUGGGACAGUCCACUCGCCUAACUUUUAACCACGCAGAUUUACUAAGGAUUUUGUCAGCAGGACCGAUUUCACAAGCAGAGCCGAAAAACAAACCCGGGACGAGUUCACCUUUUAAAUGAUGUCAGCUACAAGUUCAGACUCUUGUCAGAGAGUCUAACGUGAGCCUGAAUCUCCCGCGUGACUGUUCAAACGUGUGCCUGCAGGCUGAAAGGCUACAUGUAGCUCGAUAUUUACACUCUGCGAAAAAAAGAAGAAAAAACACCUGUGACCCUGUAACAAAAAGCUUAGUAAACCAGGACUACGGUGUGUUCACCCGCUGCAUGCAUAAAGAAUCUGGAUUGUGAUGUUCUCUUGUUUAGUGUGAAACGAGCUCCAGGUGGGAUUUGAAACUUUUUAUUUCGUACGCGCGUGUGUGUAUGUAUUUUAGCAAGUGGAACUGCCAUUUGUGUGCGCCAAGCUGAGCCUGAGGAUGUAAACGUUCGGCCGUCGUGAUCCAGACGAGUCAUGUUGCUGCAUAGAGGAAGACGUAAAGCAACAAGCAGCGGUGUGGCACAGAGACAAGGGUAGCAUUCAUCAAUGAAAAGGCAAAAACUCAAAACUCAGCUUCAUCAGGAUUGUUGGUUUUAAACUCUAAUAUUGUUCAGUGACCUCAUGUUCUUCUAAAAGACCCACAAAGACGCAUCCAUUUCUCAUGUGAAAUCACGGAAAUUGUUCCAUAUCUGGCAGAGGAGUGCUCGUUGGAUCGCCUCCCUCAAACUAGGAGGUGGAUUCAGAGAAGAAAUUAACGGCAUCAAAUCUGCAGCCUGCUUUUAUCCACACUGUUCAUCUAAUUUGUCUUCUUUUAUUACCCGUGUAUUUAACUGUACUUCGGCAUUUGCGGUGCAGGACACGUUCAAAAUGUCCUUCACUAAGUCAGUGUUGCCAAGCAACAAGUACAAUCCUGGCCAGUGGGCAGGGGUUUGGAUAAUAUUUCCUGGCAAGAUUUAAGUCAGGGAAGUAAAAACUGAGUCACUGGAAAAAAAACAAAUGUCGCCUCAAAUCUUAAUGUAGAUUUUAAAAAAAGCUUCCGGGACUGUGACUUGUUUUCUCAUCAGAGGUGAACUGACAUCAAUCAGCUGUGAAAUUAUUUGGCAAUUUAAAAACACGAUUUUUUAAGUGCAUAGUGACUUUUCUGUGUGAAUGUUGAAGUGGAGAAAUGAUUCACUGUCUGCGAUUUAUCUUUAGAAAAAUCAAUUUCACCCAAGACAUUCUCAUCUAAAAUGGAAGCAUUGGAAACAAUUUGGACUCUUAAUGUGCACGCUGUUUUCUUCCAGUGGAACUUUUCUUGCCAAGUCACUGAUUUAGAUGCCAUCUUAUGUGCAGCCAAUGCAAGCGUGAGUGGAAUGAAUUACACUCAGACCAUUAUACCACAGCAGAGUUUUUAUAGGUGCCUAAAACUAAACAAAACACAAACCCUUCAUGCCAAAAACAAUAUUUAGUUACUGAAAUAAGACCUGGACUUUGGGUAAACAUAGCAUUACUGAAACAGUACUGCGUUGUUACAAACCAACUUAAAAUUAAAUAAGAAUGUAAAAGUUUGUCAAUGUGUUCAAAAUUUAUCAGCAAAACCAGCACGAGGAGAUGUUGGCUAGGAUUAGCUAAGAUAAAAACUAUAAACUAAACAUUUCUAAGUGGAAAGGGAGACUCCACCCUUAGUGUUCCAGGUGGUUUUUGUUUUUUGGCACCACUGUCGCAGAAACAACCAGAUCGCCUCCCGUUCCCCUCGGAGCAGCAGCAGCUACCAACAACACUAACAACAUCCCCCAGUCGGCCUUCAUAUUCCCGGGAGAUUUCACGUCUGGUGGCUGAAAAAAAAAAAAACACCACAGUGAAAGUGAGAUUUAAAGGGAAACAUUUAAUGAUUCAUUAAAACAGAAAUCUUCAAAACAUAAAAUAGCUUAAACAAUAAAAAAAUAAAAAAAACUGGUAAAGCAACUGGUAAACCCUAAAACACAGAACUGAAAAACAAACUAAUGAAAACUAGAAGCCUUUAAGCUCUGUGCCGCGCGGCUGCACUUUUGCUUUGCUUUGUGAUGCAGUCAACAUGUUAACGUCACGCUGGAAUCACGGAGACUCUUAAGUGAAAGGUUUUCGAUGCGUGUGCUUGCUCAGUCAGCAUGGUUUGAUGUGUGAAUACAUAUUACAGUGAGGUGACAGUCUUUUUACGCUGGUGGAGCAGAGCUGUGCACUUUCCCUCCCCCCCCACAUUACGUCUUGCACUUUGAGGAGAACUGUAAAGUUAGCGACAUGUUUAUUAGAUCCUCCUUUUUAGUUUUUUGAACCCGAUGAUAGUAUACAGCGCACUCAGAAAAAUAUGGAAAAUACGAAUAGAUACUUAUAAGUUCUGUAAAUAUACAUAGCUAAAUGAAAUGGAAUUUAUGAUUAAAAAAAAAACACCAAUGAAAUAAGACUGAAAAUUUAACGAGUAUAAACCAAAACAGAAAAAGAUUUCCACUGUAGAUUAGUACAAGGUACAGUACGUAUGUGUAUAUUUUGUUUACGGAUUACUGUGAGUGUACGUCCAUAAUCACUCUGUCACUGAGACUCAAGAUUGUGAUUUUUUUAACUUUUUCACUAAUCCAAAGCAUCGUUGUUGUCAUUGUUGCUCUUGUGUGUGUCUGUGUGUGUGUGUGUGUGUGUGUGUGUGUGUGUGUGUGUGUGUGUGUGUGUGUGUGUGACCCACUGAAUGUCCUCGUCUCAUGUCUAAUCACUGUUCACCUUGAAGUAACACCUGUAAUCUUCAGAGCCUCCCUUUAUCACUUGUCAGCUCAUGAUUUUUAAUACAUUUGAUAUCAACCAAUCCCACGCACGUGUAGUUUGAGAAGCGAUGGGGUCGUGUUAUUGGAAUGAAGUACAGCUGGAGCCAUUUGAGAAACCCAUCCUGCCCGUUUGACUGCGUACAUCCCGUCGUGUUGGUGUUGUUGGCACAUCAUAACUAAUGUCGCUCCAGGAUCGUCACUGCAGCUGACCACAAAACAACAGAAUCAUUGUUGGGCUGUGGUGGACGCGUGAGUCAAGUGUAGGACUUUCAACCUGGACACCACAGGUCAGCGUGUUGUUACAUAGUGAUUUUGUUCAGGUUUUGGCACAAAAACUAAAAACAGACCCUGUCAAUCUCUUGACUAAGAAAAGCUAAAUUCCCAUGUAGAUAUUUUUCUGGACUUUUUCCCGGGUUGCAAAGCUGUAACAUUACAAGAAUGUGUUCAGUGGCACAUUAGUUAUGUUGUUGUAAGGACAACACCAACAUGGCGAUAUCAGAUUGUGCACACACGUUUCUUGUGUUGGUCAUUAAAGGAAAAAUCCACACUGCUGACCAACAGUUUCAAAUGUUUCUACCCUCUGUGGCUGAAGUGGUGCCUGCAGACGUCAGCCCACUAGAGGUCAGAAAACACAAAGGUUUCAGACGGUGUAAGGUUGCUCUUCACAGCAAAAUGGGUUACUUAUCCCACAGUGCUGGUCUGACGGGGUUAUUCUUUUGUUCCCAUUAAAAAUGUCGUAUAAUAAUCUUUUAUCUCUGUAAAAAAAACCUUUCUGUUCAAUCCCUAAAUCAGAAAAAGCCAUCAAUUUACAUCAUGCAAAGGGAGAGAAAACCAUCCCUAAAAAGGCAAAGAAACCAAUUUCUCCAGCCUCUGAAGGCUUUAAUCCAUAGAUGUGUACCUGCCAGGCAUGUACAGUAGUAGUCUGAGUCAGGAGCAUGGCUGCAGAAAAAGAAAAUCAUCCUCCUUCAAAGCUGAAUAACCGCUGGACUGCGUCACAAAAGGGUGAAGGACAUCUGUUAAGAGUAUAUCCGAGUGUGAAUUUUUCCUUUACAGUGCGACACUGGCAUAUAAAAAUGAGCCUCUGUGAUGGCUGCAUUUGUGAACGGGCAUUUAAUCUGCAGCUCACGGUGGACUGAAGCCAGUUACCUUAAGAUGACACUCUCAAAAGGAUGCAUGUGACAUCCGCUGAGGCUUUUUCUGUAGUGCUCACAUCGCUCGGCUCAAACCACAAAUGAGAAGAAAUUAUGCACCAGAGACUCUCUGAGGCCACGGUUACCUGGCAACAAAUCACAUAUAAGUGAGAGGAAGAAGAAAACGGGUAGUUAUUUGAAGUUUCCCUGCCCAUGUGGUAAUAUCGUUAUCACCCCGAGUGCAGAUUGGGAGCUGAGCGGCUUCGUGUCGGUCUCUUCUUCCUCUUUGAGGGGCCGAGGAUCCCUUCUGUGCGCUUCAGCCCACGCGGAUCAAAAACACGGCUUCAUUUUAAAUUCUCAGGUUGAUCUAUCACAAUUAUUCUGUCCAGACGGCUCUAUUGAUCGCCCCGUGAAUCAAGAUGUUUCUAUAGUGCCUUUUUCCAGCUCAUUUUUUUUCCCCCCUCUCAUCAGUGGUUUAGUGCUGUUGAUGUCUCGAGGUGGAGUUGAUGCGAAUGACUGGAGCAGAUUAGAUUUUAGGUCCUGACAAAAAGGAGCGUGGUAAAAAUCCCGUCCUGCAUGGUGUGAAUAAUAGAAAAUUAGUGAACUUCUACUGUAGAGUUUUAGAUGCAGAGUCCCACAGCUGAAAUAUUUCCCAGGUUUCCUGCUACGUCCUUUAAUAUUUACACUCCUUUUCCUUGUACAUAAAAUACAUGUUCAUAAAAAAAAAACUCAGAUCCCAGUGAUGGCUGUUAGUCCUUAUCUUGUUUAAAUGGGUAAACUACUAUGUAGGAGCCUAGAUUGUAUGUUGGAGGAACGGGUUAAAAUAUAUGAGCCCCACUGUAGUCAGAGAGUUUGACACCCCAUCGCCAAAUGUAGUUCUUAAAGGGACAGUUCAACUGGAUCGCACUCGGCCUCGAAGUGCUCAAAGCGAGAGAAAAAAAAACCCAUUUGACCCCAUCGGCAGCGUCUCUUUUGAGAAAUCCUGACUCAUGAUGAUCCACAGACCUUGUUGUAGACUACAUGUAUCACUGUGUAUCAACGCAUGCGUGCAUCUACUCGCGAGCAAGAGGCUGUAGGGUGGAUGUAAACAUUGAUGGUGUCCUCUGUGGCUGAGCUGUAACAUUCAGCCUGUUCUUACUCCCAGUGCUUCAGAUACAGCAGCCUGGUCAGCGGCCCUGCAUGCUUCUAAGUUUGACGCACCUCUCGUGCAGUAUUAUGAAAGUCCACGUCAGGGGAUGGUCGCAGAGGUUGGAUGAGUCAUAUCCUGGAUUUUACUUAAGAAAUUUCCCUGUAUUACGUCAGUGUGUUACAAGACUGAAUGUAGUUAUUUAACCGAAGUAUGAUCUUUUCCUAAACCUAUCCAAGUGCUUUUUGUGCCUAAACUUAGCCAAAGAGCAACCGCUCGACAGCGUUAUCGUAUAACACUAAGCUGCUGAUAGUUAGCUUGUCUCUCGUCAGUGAGCACAUGCACACUUCCAUCUACAAGGCGACACAGUUGGUAGUUAUAUUUAAAGUUAUAGUUACAUGGUUAUAAGUCAAUACUUGCUACAUGAUCUGCAACAAGAUGUGGGAAUUAUCUUGACUAACCAGGUCAUGAUUUCCAGCGAGAGACACAUCGCCGUUCACUUUUUCAAAUUCAAUUUCAGUGGCACCACAAGCCAAGUGCCAGCUUGUUCCAUUAUUCCAGAUGGAUAAAUGACACCACUGGCAAGAGGAGACACUCAUUUUUUGAUUUGGGUGUGAAGUGUCCCUUUAAAAAAACAAAUUGUUACCACAACUGCAAAAGAGCAAAAAACACCAGAGGAGGAAUGUCACUCUGAUGGGUCUUUUGUCUCCAUUUGUCUCCUUUCACAAACAGCAGAGAUGUCUGUUUUUCUUACAUUCGUAUAUGUCAGAUGUGCAAAUCGGGGGUGAAAAACAAGACGGUGGGAAAACGCUGAAAUAUUUGUCCUUCAUCCAGUUUUGUCAGACAAAUAAUUGUCCCUAAAUCGUUUGUCUCUUUAAACUUGCCGUGAAAUAAAUCCCCCCCUCCCUCGCUGUCGGUUGUUUAGUGGUGAUGAAACGCAGUGCUGUGUGUGAGAUGAUGUCCAUGUGCGUGGUGUGCUGUGUGUGCCAGUGUGCCAUCCCUGUACAGAAGUCGUCUGUGUUCGUAUCCAGGGGAGCGAGACGGAUGUCGUAAAAGGUGUUUAAGCGAUUAGCUGUGUGGAUGUGAUACAGAAUUAAUAUGGCUGACCUCAGGGCUUCAUAACUAACUGCUGUACAAAUAUAUUCACCUACUGAAAUAAUAAACACUAAAUGGACUUCUAUUAACCAUCAGGUGCUAUCAAACCACUGUAAGAGUAAUAGUAGAGUUAGAUUCGAUGUUGUCAAACACCAGGGCCGCGUAUUGCAGGAGUCGUACCACUGAGGAGCACCAAAAGUUCACUUUUCUGGAUAAAAAUGUGAGGAAUAUUAACGUCACCAGGCACCAAAAGCAAACUUUUAACUGUGCAAGUGGUAGAACUGUCUCACGCUUGUAACGGAGGCCGCAGGAUGUCGAGGAAAAGAAACCGAGUACUUUGGGCUAAAGUGUUAUCUAGUUUCACAGACGGGGGGCCGGGAGGACGCGUGUAUGUGCAUGUACUGUUGAAUAAUGUGUGUAAAAUAACUGGUGUUUAUUUUUUGUUUUUAUUUUGUUUUUUGCUGGACCAAAUAUAUUUCUAAAAAUGUGUGUUGGUGAUGAGUUGUACAAGGUUGUCAUGUAAAUGUGUCUUCAUUAAAACUCCCAUCGAAGCUUA
Molecule: messenger RNA, 8583 nt
Organism: Acanthopagrus latus (yellowfin seabream)
Lineage: Eukaryota; Metazoa; Chordata; Actinopteri; Spariformes; Sparidae
Gene: pgbd5
Product: piggyBac transposable element derived 5
Exons: 7
Coding region: 1-1629 (542 amino acids)
Biological process (GO): non-replicative DNA transposition
Cellular component (GO): nucleus
Molecular function (GO): transposase activity
Source: RefSeq, a predicted model, not a curated record